UGUCACCAUGCUACGCAUACGUCAUGGUGCACUCCAUAAUAUGCCGGGGCCGUACUGCUUUCCAUUUAUAGGAGCAGUUCAGGUAUAUCUCCAGAUUAGUAUGAAUAAUUUGCUGGAUCGCAUGUUGAAGUACCACGAGCAGCAUGGUAGCAUAUUAGCCGGUUGGGUGGCCAAUCGUAUAUCGGUUUCCAGCAUCGAUUUGGAAUUGAAUGAGCAAAUCUUGGCCUCACCACAUCACAUUACCAAGAAUUUCAACUACAUAAUUCUGCGUCAGUGGCUGGGCAACGGUCUGCUGCUGAGCGACGGUCGCAAAUGGUUUGUACGCCGAAAGAUUAUAACACCCGCCUUUCAUUUCAAGAUAUUGGAGCAAUUUGUCGAGGUUUUCGAUCAGCAAUCGACGAUUUUGUUGAGUUGUUUGGCGAAGAAAGCGGAUGGCCGCAAUGCCUUUGAUGUCUAUCCGUUUGUUUGCCUGGCAGCUUUGGAUAUUAUAGCGGAGACAGCUAUGGGCACUAAAAUGGGAGCGCAAACUGAUGCCAGGAGUGAAUAUGCAUUGGCUGUAAAUAAAACAACAAAAAUUAUCGCCUGGCGUUUCACAAAAUUUCAUCUCUACAAUGAAAUUUUAUUCAGCAUCUUGCAUCCCCACCUCAAGUUGUAGCAAAUGCGACACAUUAAAACGUUGCAUGAGUUCACAACCAAUAUGAUCAAACAAAGACGAGAGGCACUUGAGAAAAAUCGAAAUGUGGCGCCGCUGAUGGAAGAUUUGGUGGAAGACUCUCACUUCGUGGGCAACAAGAAACGUAUGGCUCUGCUUGAUAUACUGCUCCAUUCCACGAUCGAUGAUCAACCGUUGUCCGAUGACGAUAUACGCGAGGAAGUCGAUACUUUCAUGUUCGAAGGCCACGAUACCAUUAGUUCGGGCAUAAGUUUCACACUAUAUUUACUCGCACGCCAUCCAGAGGCACAACAGAAGGUGUUGCAGGAAGUCACAGCUGUGUAGGGUAAUGAUCGUAAGCAACCGAUCGAACGCACUUGUGUGCUCGUAAUAAGAAACUUCCAACUAUUGGAGAUACGUCAACACGUCAAUAAAAUCGAGAAAUUGCUGCUUGAGAAUCAACGAUCAGCAUUUGUUUGUUUCAGUCACUUCGACGUGUUGUGUUGCAAUAUGAUCGUCAUUUGCAUAUUCAUUUCGCUGACAAUCGUUUCGGCUUUGAAUUAUGUGAAGACGCGUAGGAAACGUGCGCUCAUCACGAAUCUAAGUGGACCUUUGGCGCUGCCGCUAAUCGGUUCGGUGCAGAAGUUCUUGCUGCUUACGCCAAGAAAUUUUCUCGUCAAGUCACGCAAUUACCUCAACAAGUUCGGCACACUUUCGCGCUGCUGGGUCUUCGAUCGGCUCUUCAUACUCACCGCCGACUACGAGUUUGUCACACAGCUUCUACACAGCGCAGAUCAUUUGAAUACAGGCUACAAAAAUCUGUUGCAACCGGUCUACGGCAUCGGACUGUUGAGGCGAGACGCCGACGAAUGGCAAAAACGACGUCAAUUGAUCACGCAUGCGUUGCGUCCACAGAUGCUAACGGAUUUUGUGGAGCUAUUUGCAGCACAAGCACAGUUAUUGGUGGAGUGCCUACGCGAAGAAAGUGACGGUAAAAGCAGCUUCGAUAUACAACCAUAUGUGCAGAGAGCGGUGCUCGAUGUGCUCAUUGCAACUGCAGUGGGCGUGGAGAGCCAAGCGCAGUGUGCGCAAUCGCAGCCUGUGGAUGGAGAGUAUGCGCAUACUGUGUUGGCGCUCAUCGUACUCUUUAAGUCGCGUUUUCUCAGUUUAGACUCCGCGAAUUCCACAAUCUACAGUAUACUUUGUCCGCUGAUAAAACGACGACAGCAGCAGCUAUUGAAGACACUCAAUCGCAUGAAUAACGAAUUGAUUUCAGAGCAACGCGCAGGCACCAUAACAACACCUACGACUGAUAAGUCCAAUGGCGCGGUCUAUACGAUCCAAGUGAAUGAGUCACAGAGCGAAACUGUGCCGCUGCGGUUUGACACACUUUUGAAACAGUUGCUCGCUGCCGAAAUCGCCGAUGAGUCGCUGAGCAAUGCGGAGAUCUGUGAUGAGCUGAAUACCUUCGUUUUUCAAGGUUGCCUACUAACACCGGCGGCGAUUUCAUUUGCGCUUGUCGCGAUUUCACGUCAUCCGAGCGUACAACAAAAAGUACUCGAGGAAUUGCUAUGCGUUUGGCCGAAGGGUACGUCGUGCAUCUGCACGCUGGAGAAUUUAAUGAAGCUGAAAUAUUUGGAGUGUGUAAUCCAGGAGACGCUCAGACUGUAUCCGCCACAGCCGAUUAUAGCGCGCGAUCUGAAGCGAAAUUUCAGCUACACCCACUCAAAGGUUAAAGAUGGCGUUUUACCCGCUGAAUCGGAGAUCUAUAUAAAUGUCUUUGAAAUGCUGCGUCAACCCGAAAGUUUUGCGGAUCCCGAAUGCUUUCAUCCGGAGCGCUUUAGUUCCGCCGAGAAUACAGACAUGCUAGCCUGGGGUCUUGGUCCGCGGAACUGUGUUGCUCAAAAGUAUACCAUGGUGCUGAUGAAAUCUGUGAUUGCGCAUUUAUUACUAGCCUAUGAAGUACUGCCUUUUGGCGCGGAGCUAAGUUUGGAAGUGAAAAUCGUCCUGAGUUCUGCGACUGGUUGGCAAGUGGCGCUUAGAUCGCGCGAUAAUUAGUUUCAUAAGUUGGCAGUAUUUUUUUUAC
Molecule: messenger RNA, 2738 nt
Organism: Bactrocera tryoni
Lineage: Eukaryota; Metazoa; Arthropoda; Insecta; Diptera; Tephritidae
Product: cytochrome P450 4d8-like
Exons: 9
Molecular function (GO): heme binding; monooxygenase activity; oxidoreductase activity, acting on paired donors, with incorporation or reduction of molecular oxygen
Source: RefSeq, a predicted model, not a curated record